Molecule: messenger RNA, 1805 nt
Organism: Culex quinquefasciatus (southern house mosquito)
Lineage: Eukaryota; Metazoa; Arthropoda; Insecta; Diptera; Culicidae
Product: odorant receptor 10a-like
Exons: 2
Coding region: 16-1179 (387 amino acids)
Biological process (GO): detection of chemical stimulus involved in sensory perception of smell; sensory perception of smell
Cellular component (GO): plasma membrane
Molecular function (GO): olfactory receptor activity; odorant binding
Source: RefSeq, a predicted model, not a curated record
GCGACUCCAUUCAACAUGGUCAAAGAAUCCGAAGUGUCCGCCGCGACGGAAUUUACCAUCAUGUUCCACAACACUUCACGCACGGUCAACCUGAUCGGAUUCAACGUGCUCAAUGCCGAGUGGCGUCCCAACUGGCGUACGGCUUUGACGUUCUUCGUCAUCGCCGGAUCGCUUUUCAUCCUUGGGUGCACUUUGAGGGGCCGAACUUCGAACAUCAUCGAGUUCUUUCAGGUGCUCCCGUUCGGAAUGUUGCAAGUCCAAGGCAUGCACAAGAUCAUUGUCCGCAUCGCCAGACCACAGGACUAUUACAAUCUGUACGUGAAAUCGAAGGAAAUUUUCGAACUUUUGAAUGAAAAUAAGAACAACAACCUGGUGCUGUACAAAUCGCUGAAAAUUGCCACAAAUCUACAGAAGCUGAUGUAUGCGAUGUAUUUAACGACGGUGAUCUUUCUGGAUGUUAUGCCGAUCUGCGUCUGGAUGAUUCUGGGAGAACGAAUUCUGGCCGUUCCACUGUUCAUGCCCCUGGUCGACGAAACCACCGUCGAAGGAUUCGUGGCGAAUUACGUGUCCCACCUGAUGAUGCUCCUGAUUGCGGCCUGCGGAUUCGUAUCGAUCGAUUGCAUGUUCUUGGCAUUUGUCAUUCCGAUCGCCGCGUACGCCAAUGCAAUUGAGGGCGAAGUUCAACAGCUGAAUGACCUCCUGGAACAGCCGAAACGGGACGAGAAAAAGAUUGAGGAGAAAUGCAAUUUACUAUACAAAGUGCACCAAACGCUGCUGGAGUACGAAAGUUUGCUCGAAGAUCACAACAACAUUGUAAUGCUGCUCAAGGUGGCGUCGAUCAUUUUGGGUAUGAUCACCAACAUUAUUGUGAUCUUUAAGAGCAGCUUCCCGCAGGCCUACUUCUUGAUCACCAUAUUUUUCGUCCAGCUGACCCAGUACUGCUUGAUGGGAACAGUUGUGACGGUUAAGAACGAGCAAAUGCUGAAGCACUUGUACAACAUCAACUGGCAUCUGCUGCCGCCGAAACAUGCCAAGCACCUCGUGCUGAUUUUGCACCAAGCGCAGAAUGCGUCCAGCGUUACCAUCGGACGGUUUGCCGAACUCAACGUGGAGAGUUAUGUAUCCGUUUUGAAGACCAUCUACACUUACGUCAUGAUGUUGGCCACUUUUAUGGAAUAGGCUCGAUGCAUCGGAUGAAAAAGUUUGCAGUUAUUAAAAAAACAAAUUUUAAUUGAUUUUUCAAGUUUUAUAUUGCACGGUGUAGCGACCCUAAGUCGCUUACCUACUAUACAUAGACUACAGUUAUUGUUUGUCAUGAACAAUGUCAAGUUCACGACAACGGUAAAUGGUCUAGCACAAGCAGUGUGUUAUACAAAACAUUCAGGUAGCGGUAACGCUUGACACCUGAUGUUUUGUAUAACAUUUUUCGACCACGACCUAGGGCACUGGUAGAUCACUGUUCAGUGAUCUUAGUAUUUAACGGCCUGAGCUUGUUCAGUCGCGUUCGUCUUGUGUUGUUCAUUCAAGAGGCUGUUAGUCGGCUUCUUCUUGUAUUGUGCAGUCAAUAAUCAGUGCUUCUUGGGUCUUUUAUUUGUAUUGUGCAGUCAUUAGUCAGUGUUCCUUAUGCUUGUGCACUGUUGUCAGUUGUGCAGCCAAUAGUCUUGUGCUUGGGUUUGUGCUUGUGCUUGUGUCAGUCAGUACUCGUGUCAAUGUAAUAAAUAAAAGCAGUUAAAAUCAAUGUGCAAGUGUUAUCUUUCCAGUGCAUAAUAUCACAGUUAUCCCGCUCGGACACUCGGUCCGAUACA